CCCGUAAAUAGUGAGGUUACAGCACAUAUACAACCGUAUACCUUCAAAAUACGGAUAGUCGAAUUGAUCGAGUUGAGUGAUUUGAAUUAUUUUUUUUUUAGAAAAGAUUCAAAUGUUUAACGGAUCAUGGUCAAUGUGUAAUUGAUUAUUUGAUAAGUCGUAAAUGUUUUCGAUGUCGACUAGAACGAUGUUUUGCUAUGGGAAUGAGAAGAGAUUUACUUUUAAAUCAAGAACAAAUACAACAAAGAAAAGAUUCUGGAAGAAAUCGAAAUAUUUCAUCAAAAUGCUCAUCAACAAUAGAAUUGACAAAUUCAUCACCUACAUCAAAUUCCAAACCUAAUUCCGAAUCUGUUUUACUAACAUUUGAUGAAAUUGAUCGUCUAUUCAUGGAUAUGAAUCAAAAUAAUGAUAAUAUUAUUGUUCGUCAGAGCAUUGAUUCAAAUCAAAUAGAAGAAAACAUACUGUUAGAAUCAUUAACUGUUGAAGAUUUAGAAGCUAUUAACAAUAUUCAAUCAUCAUUUUUAUCUAUCGUCAAUGAAUGUGAAGAAUUUACUAAUUUUGAUGAUCCAUUCGAUCGUAGUUCUGAAUUAAUCUGUUGUUUACAAUUUAACAAUGAAAUUGCUCUUCGUAUUAUUAAAUUUUGUCGUCUAAUUGAGAAAUUCGAAAAACUAAAUGCUGAUGAUCGUUUUAUUAUGAUUAAAUAUAAUCUUAUUCUUCUCUUUUGUGUCUCAACAUGUUACAUAGCUGAACAGAUAAAUGAUUGUUCUUCGAAUAGAGAGCAUGAAGAAGCAGAAGAAAAACGUCAAAUGUAUAUGUUAUGUAAUCAAUCAGAUUAUAUAUAUGAAAUGGUUGUAAAUUUGAGUGCUACUUUCAAUGAUAUUAUUGAAAAGGAUGACGUAUUAUUAUCUCUUCUUCUUGUUGUUUUCCUAUUUUCUAAAGGUUUAUCAAUGAAUGAAAAUGAACCAUCAUUUAAAGAUUCAUUAGCUGUAUAUCGAGUUCAAUCUUAUUAUACAAAAUUAUU
Molecule: messenger RNA, 1021 nt
Organism: Rotaria sordida
Lineage: Eukaryota; Metazoa; Rotifera; Eurotatoria; Philodinida; Philodinidae
Source: the annotation of a GenBank genome assembly